AUUUUUCUGUAUUCUUGUUUUCUCUUUCCUCACUGCCUCACUGCCCUUCCUAACGCCGGCAUCGGUAAACAUGCGGAAACUCCGGUAUGCCGUCUCCCUCACUCGUCAAUCUCUCUCCUCCACACUACACUUCCACUCGAAAAUGGCGUCCAUCAUGCCGACCAGAUUUCUUCCUUUAAGAACCAUCUGGAAUGUACUGGAACCACCACCAUCUCCUUCCUCUUCUUCACCGCGCUAUUUCUACACUGCUCCUCUUAUCGCUUGUAGAAGUUUCUCUUCCAAAGUUGUUGACGAAUCUCAAGCUCCUGCUCCCAUCGAUUAUAUUUCUGUGCUGCAGGAAGAUGAGUUUCAUCGGCUAGCGGAUUCCACCAUCAAUCAUCUGCUCGAGAAACUCGAGGAAUAUGGUGACAAUAUUGAGAUUGAUGGAUUUGACGUUGAUUAUGGGAAUGAGGUUUUGACCCUGAAACUUGGGAAUUUGGGCACUUAUGUGGUGAAUAAACAGUCGCCAAACAGACAGAUAUGGUUGUCUUCUCCAGUAAGUGGUCCUUCAAGAUUUGACUGGGAUUCCAGCUCUCAAGCUUGGGUCUAUCGUCGAAACAAAGCAAAUUUGCUGGGAAUUCUACAGACUGAGCUGAAACAACUGUGUGGUGAAUCUGUCAACCUCUCCUAAUCUUUUUACCCUUGUAUGUAUGAAAGGAACUCUCUUUCCCCCCACAGUUGAGUUUCCAGGUUUUAACAGUCAUAAGUAGUCUUUUUACCGUUCUCUUCCCCCCCCCCCUAAUAUUUAGGGCGUGUUCGGCGGUAGCUUUUGAGGUAGCGGGUAGCGUUUUGACCGAGUCAAGACGCUACUUGUAAAAUUUGUAAGUGUUUGGCGAGGUAGCGAUUUAGGUAGCGGUUAGCGGUAGAGGUAGCGGUUGAGUAGCUUUUAUCAAACGUUAAAAUUAGUAGCGUUUAAGGUAGCGGGUAGCGUUUGACAAAUUUAUAAUAAAGUUUUAAAUAAUAUUUCACCUUUUAUUUUAUUUUAUAAUAUCAACCGCUACUUUUACCGAACACUCAUAUCAGUUACCCGCUACCUUUGACAGCUAAUCGUUACCCGCUACUAUUGACCGCUACCCGCUACUCCAACCGUUACCCGCUACUGAACCGCUACCCGCUACCGCUACUUUUGCCGAACAGGGCCUUAUAAUAAUGUUUCAUAUUCUUUUCUUCAUAAUUAUGCACUUGCCAAAAUGUUUAGUACGUAGUAAUAAUAAAUCCGAAGUACUUAUUACGGAGUGAAAGAAAAUGACUGAAGAAAAUGUUGCUACUACAUUUUCAUGCAGUGAUUUGUGAUCCUGAA
Messenger RNA from Spinacia oleracea (spinach), 1339 nucleotides. RefSeq names its product frataxin, mitochondrial. Bases 71 to 670 code for a protein of 199 amino acids. The record is from RefSeq and is a predicted model, not a curated record. Gene Ontology annotation, biological process: intracellular iron ion homeostasis; iron incorporation into metallo-sulfur cluster. The transcript is spliced from 5 exons. Gene Ontology annotation, molecular function: ferric iron binding; 2 iron, 2 sulfur cluster binding; ferrous iron binding. NCBI's taxonomy places the organism in Eukaryota, Viridiplantae, Streptophyta, Magnoliopsida, Caryophyllales, Amaranthaceae. Gene Ontology annotation, cellular component: mitochondrion.